This is a messenger RNA of Zychaea mexicana, 1224 nucleotides long. RefSeq names its product glucosylceramide synthase. Gene Ontology annotation, cellular component: membrane. Gene Ontology annotation, biological process: glucosylceramide biosynthetic process. Bases 1 to 1224 code for a protein of 407 amino acids. NCBI's taxonomy places the organism in Eukaryota, Fungi, Mucoromycota, Mucoromycetes, Mucorales, Lichtheimiaceae. The transcript has 2 exons. The record is from RefSeq and is a predicted model, not a curated record. Gene Ontology annotation, molecular function: ceramide glucosyltransferase activity.
AUGUCGGGUAAGAGAACAAGAAACACGCAUGGAGGAAUAUAUACGUAUACUCGAACAAGAAGGGAAAAGAAUUCACUCUCUCUCACACACGCAGUCUUUAGCCAAACGCGGUAUACGCGAAAACCCAGUCCGCUAUCCAGCAAGCUUGGGCAGGAUGCACCUGGAGUAUCGAUCCUGCGACCACUCAAAGGCGUCGACCUCGAACUCACAGACAAUCUUAUAUCAUCGUUUGAACAACGCUAUCCGAAAUUUGAAACAAUUUUUUCCGUGGCCAAAGAAGAUGAUCCAGCUGUGCCUGUUGUUCGCCAGCUAAUGAAAGAAUACCCGGAUGCCGAGUGUCGACUUAUCAUAGGCGAUCGUCAAGUUGGCAUUAACCCCAAAGUGAACAAUAUGGUAAAGUCGUACGAGAGCGCUAAAUACGACAUCAUCUGGAUUCUGGACUCAAACGUACACGUGGAUCGCGACACUCUUGGCCGCUCAGUAGACGAGCUGAUGGAACCUGGUGUUGGUCUUGUUCACCAUCUGCCUGUUGCGAUGCAACCUACCAGCUAUGCGGCCGAAGUAGAACAUUUGUUUCUGGACACAAACCACGCGAAAAUGUAUUUGGCCAUCAACCAGGUCGGGAUUGCAUCGUGUGUCAUGGGCAAGUCGAACCUGUAUCGCCGCUCAGACCUCGACCGUGCAGGCGGAUUGGGCGCGUUUGCGCAGUUUAUGGCCGAGGACAACAUUGUAGGUGAAGCGCUGUGGCACCAGGGUCUUCGUCAUCGCAUGAGUGCCGAUUCAGCUUGCCAAGUCUUGGGGCAUAUUACGCCUUCUGAAUACUGUCGUCGACGCGCUCGAUGGGUCCGCCUACGCAAAUACAUUGUCACUUCUGCCACACUGACCGAGCCGUUCACCGAGUCGAUCCUAUGUAUCCUCAUGGGUGCUACAGGCGCCAAUAUCUUGUUCGGCACGUCUAUCUUUUGGUACUUUUUAUUCCACUGGUGUGCAUGGUUCGUGAAUGACUAUGCACUCUAUCGGACAUUGGUGCACACAGCAUCGUAUGCUCGCAAGUCGCAUCGGCCGCUAGGUCCUUGUCGCUUUGCACGUGCAUGGCUUUCGCGGGAAGUACUGGCCCUUCCACUCUACUUGUACGCCAUGGUCGGGACCCGCAUUACGUGGCGUGGUCAAGAUUAUCAUUGUCUUCGCGAUGGCACAGCUGUGCCCAUCCUAGCAAAAAAAUGA